AUGAGCAAAGAUAUAGUUGAAAAAAGUGAGUGUGAAGAGUUUGACAAAAAUUAUACAGGAAUUGCCACUAUAACAUAUAAAAAUGGAGAUAAAUUUAUCGGAUCGUUUUGUAAUGGAGAAAGAUCAAGUGGGAAAUAUUUUUAUUCACAAAAUAGAAUAUAUGAGGGUUCAUAUUUUAGUGGAAAAAAACAAGGUUUGGGACGGCUUGUAAAAAGUUCAAAUGAUUUUUAUUAUGGAAAUUUUGAAAAAGGAAAAAAAAACGGAUUGGGGUUUCAAAAAUAUCCAAAUAAUGACUUUUAUUAUGGAGAAUGGAAAAAUAAUAAAAAGCAUGGAAAAGGAAUAUACUAUUUUUCAAAUUCUAAAGAAUAUUAUUCUGGUGAAUGGUGCAAAGGUAAUUUUGUUAGUGGGACGUGGCAUAUUUCUGGAAAUAUAAAAUAUGUCGGAACCUUUUUCAAGAAUAAGCCAAAAUAUAAUGGAAGUUUUUUUUUUACGAAUGAAUCGAAAAUAUGUGUUUUUUAUGAACAAUUAGUUAAUCUCUCUAGUGAUAAUGCUAAUAAUGUGGAUCUAUUUUGGAAAUAUUUAUAA
This is a messenger RNA of Plasmodium yoelii, 585 nucleotides long. Its product is annotated as MORN repeat protein, putative. The transcript is spliced from 4 exons. The record is from RefSeq and is a predicted model, not a curated record. Bases 1 to 585 code for a protein of 194 amino acids. NCBI's taxonomy places the organism in Eukaryota, Apicomplexa, Aconoidasida, Haemosporida, Plasmodiidae.